Messenger RNA from Manacus vitellinus (golden-collared manakin), 1878 nucleotides. It is a transcript of the gene OLFML2A, whose product is annotated as olfactomedin like 2A. The record is from RefSeq and is a predicted model, not a curated record. The transcript is spliced from 7 exons. Bases 95 to 1708 code for a protein of 537 amino acids. Gene Ontology annotation, biological process: signal transduction. NCBI's taxonomy places the organism in Eukaryota, Metazoa, Chordata, Aves, Passeriformes, Pipridae.
CUACACGGUUGAGACGGUGAGCUCGGGGGCCGACUGCAAGUGCUCCUGCACUGCACCCCCCUCCUCGCUGAACCCCUGUGAGAACGAGUGGAAGAUGGAGAAGCUGAAGAAGCAGGCGCCUGAGCUCUUUAAGCUGCAGUCCAUGGUGGACCUGCUGGAGGGAACGCUGUACAGCAUGGACCUGAUGAAGGUGCACUCCUACAUCAGCAAGGUGGUGGCCCAGAUGAACACACUGGAGGAGACCAUCAAGACUAACCUGAGCAGGGAGAACGACUUCAUGAAGGAGAGUGUCCUGCACCUCACCAACCAGAUGAAACGCUAUGAGAACUACUCCGACAUCAUGCUCAGCAUCAAGAAGGAGAUCUCCAACCUGGGUUACCAGCUGCUGCAGAAGGACGCGGCUGCUGUCCCCGAGAGCAAGGCACAGGACACGGCAGGCGGCCGAGAGAAGGAGGCGGGGCGGUACCCCAGCACCCGCAAGGCACUGGGGGACAAGGCGGCCCCCCGAGCGCCCAAGGAGAAGCCACUGAAGCCUGAGAAGCCCAAAAAGGAGAACACCAAGUCCAGGGCAGGGGCCCAGCCCACACCCAAGCCCAAGCCCCUGGCGCACCAGCAGACCGUGGUCCGAGGCAUCACAUACUACAAGGUGGGGCAGGCGGCAGCGGCGGAGGGGCCGGCCGGCAGCCGCGAGAGCCCUGCAAGGGGGCCAGCUGUGCCGGAGCAGCAGGAGGAGAGGGGCCCCCCAGCCCCCCCAGCUGAGGGGACCCCAGCCCAAGCUGUUGCACAGACAGAGACCGCCGUGCCCAACACCACGGCUGUGCCCAGCACUGCCCCGGCCCCCCGCAGCACCACCCGCAGCCUCCCCAGCCCCCUUGGGCAGGGGGAUGACAGCACUGGGGACCCCGAAACACCAAACAGAGUGAAGGAGGUGGAGUGUGAAGGCACCAUCGAGUCGGUGGAGCCUCCCAUGGAGCACCACAGCUACGGGCGCAACGAGGGGGCCUGGAUGAAGGACCCGGCAGCCAAGGAUGACCGUAUCUAUGUCACCAACUACUACUAUGGGAACAGCCUGGUGGAGUUCAGGAGCCUCGAGAACUUCAAGCAGGGCCGCUGGAGCAACCUCUACAAGCUGCCCUACAACUGGAUUGGCACCGGGCAUGUGGUGUACCGGGGGGCCUUCUACUACAACCGUGCCUUCACCAAGAACAUCAUCAAGUAUGACCUGAAGGAGCGGUACGUGGCGGGCUGGGCGCUGCUCCACGACGUGGUGUAUGAGGACACAACGCCCUGGAAGUGGAGGGGCCACUCAGACAUUGACUUUGCUGUGGAUGAGAGUGGGCUCUGGGUUAUCUACCCCUCUGUGGACUACGACUACUCGCAGCAGGAGGUGAUCGUGCUGAGCCGACUCGACCCCGGGGACCUCUCGGUGCGCAAGGAAACCACCUGGAAGACGGGGCUGAAGCGCAACACCUACGGGAACUGCUUCAUCAUCUGCGGCAUCCUCUACGCUGUAGACACCUACAGCCAGAAGGAAGGGCAGAUCUCCUACGCCUUUGACACGCACACGAACACGGAGGCAGAGCUCCGGCUGCCCUUCCUCAACCACUACUCCUUCACCACGCAGGUCGACUACAACCCCAAGGAGAAGGUGCUCUACGCCUGGGACAACGGCCAUCAGAUGACAUAUGGGCUCCACUUCGUGGUCUGAGCGCCCGGGGGUUCCCAUCUGCCCUCCUGCACCCACCCUCUGCUGUGCCUGGCUGGGGCACCCUGACGCAGCCUGGGCCUGGCACCCCGACCCCAGCUGGACCAGGGCUGUGGCAACAGCCCGGCUUCCACCCCAACCCCCUCCCCAUCCUCUGUGCCCAUCAGCUGCCC